GGUUUUCUGGUGUCCCCUUUCCCUUAAUGAGAACUGCUUUGUAAAGUUGUCGAUUUCAGCCCUAGAAAAAUGUAGCAACUUUCAUGCGCUAAAGGCUGAGAAUGAAAACUCUCAUUGAAUGCUCGAGAUUCUGUCUGCCAUCAAGAAGAGAUUCUCUGGGAUUUGCCUAGAUCAUUCAUAAUCAGGUGGCAGUUUCUAACCUUAAAUUCUCUAGAUUAAAACCAAAAGGUUGCCUUCCCUUGUUGGGUGACCCUCAUGCGUCUGCAAACAUCAGCACUUUUUCUUUUCUUUUUUUUUUUUUUUCUGGUUUGUUUGGCAGUGAGGGUAAUUUCGUAACAAAAUGAUCAUUAACAGAGAGUUCUCUGGAGCCAUUAUUAUGUCCUAGGAAUCUGAAGGUGGAUUUUGAACGAGGGGUCCGAGGAGUGAGCGCUCACUCUACCUGGCAGUCAACAGCCAAAAGAAGACUGAAAUCAACUUCUAAAGCAAAACGUCUACAUUCUCUGGACAGCAUUUAAUCGAUUCUUAACUCCCCACGGCCCGUCCAGUUCUUCAGCCGGCUGAUAACCCCACUAUUUAUUUACGCAGCAAACACCUGUCUCACCGUAGCUGGCACACGCGGUGAGCCUCGUCCUCCAUCUCCUCGAAGCCUCUGCACGCUCCCCCGAGAUAAGGACCGCGGUCCCCCUUCGCGGGGGAGACGCCGGGCUGUCCCCAGCUUCGCUUGCCUCGGUCGCCCCAGGUUUGCUUCUCCUGAGACGGAAGAGCCCCCUCUCGCCCUCCUGGCGAUCUUCCGGCCCCUGAGUCCCCGCUGCCCGGAGUCGGCGGCACCCCGAGGGGCUGCGGACGCGGUGCCCUUCGGAGCGGGGCGUCGGGCGGCCGGGCUCGCUCCGGGGCGCGCAUGGAGCGGCAGGCGCCCGGCGAGGUGCGCAUGAGCCGGGCCGUGGGGCCCGCGCACGCCAACGCCCGCGGCGAGCUGGGCGCCGCGCAGCUGCUCCGCUGGAUCGACGCCGCCGCCUGUCUGGCCGCUGAAAAACAUGCUGGGGUUUCCUGCGUUACAGCCUCGGUGGAUGACAUACAGUUUGAGGAGACAGCUAGAGUUGGACAAGUUAUCACCAUCAAAGCAAAAGUUACUAGAGCGUUCAGCACAAGCAUGGAGAUCAGCAUCAAGGUUGUAGUACAGGACGUGUUCACUGGCGUUGAGAAACUUGUGAGUGUGGCUUUCUCUACAUUUGUAGCCAAACCAGCUGGAAAGGAAAAGAUUCAUUUAAAACCAGUCACGCUUCUAACUGAACAAGAUCAUGUGCAACAUAACCUGGCCUCUGAGAGAAGGAAAAUUCGAUUACAACAUGAAGAUACCUUUAAAAACUUGAUGAAGGAAAGUAGCAGGUUUGACGAUCCCAUCUGGAGAGAAGAGGAUGGCACGGUCUCCACGAGGGGCACCUCUGUUCAGAGCAUUGAACUUGUCCUCCCGCCCCAUGCUAACCAUCAUGGAAACACAUUUGGUGGCCAGAUUAUGGCUUGGAUGGAGACCGUGGCUACUAUUUCUGCAAGCCGCCUCUGUCGAGCACACCCCCUUCUGAAGUCCGUGGACAUGUUUAAGUUCCGGGGACCAUCUACAGUGGGAGAUCGCCUUGUCUUCAACGCCAUUGUCAACAAUACAUUUCAGACCUGCCUUGAAGUAGGAGUGCGCGUGGAGGCCUUUGACUGCCAGGAGUGGUCUGAGGGCCGGGGCCGCCACAUCAACAGUGCUUUUCUCAUCUAUAAUGCUGUCAAUGAUAAGGAAGAAGUGGUCACAUUUCCCAGAAUCAAACCCAUGUCAAAGGAUGAUUUUAGACGAUAUCGUGGAGCUAUUGCACGCAAGAGGAUUCGCCUAGGCAGAAAAUAUGUUAUUUCCCACAAAGAAGAGAUUCCAUUUUGCGUACACUGGGAUACUGGCAAGCAGGUAGCCCUGAGUCAUGGCAAUGUGGAGGCUCUCAAAAAGCUGGCAGCCAAAAGUGGUUGGGAGGUGAUCAGUGCUGCAGAAAAGAUAAAAAUAUAUACCCUGGAAGAGCAUGAUAUUUUAUCUAUUUGGGUUGAAAAGCAUGUGGAAAGACCAGCCCACUUGGUUUACCAUCUCUUGUCCGACUUUACCAAGCGACCUUUGUGGGACCCUCAUUGCACGUCCUGUGAGGUCAUAGAGCGGGUGAGUGAAGACAAUCAAAUAUAUUAUAUCACCUGUCCUGUAGUGAAUGGUGAUAAACCCAAAGACUUCGUAGUACUUGUAUCACGAAGAAGGCCUCUUGAAGAUUGUAAGACGUUCUCGGUGGCAGCGAAGUCGGUUAUUCUGCCGUCAGUCCCUCCUUCUCCACAGUACAUGAGAAGUGAGAUCCGAUGUGCCGGGUUUCUCAUCUGUGCUAUUGACAACAGUUCGUGCACCGUAUCUUACUUUAACCAGAUUUCUGCUAGCAUCUCUUCCUACUUUGCUGGAAAUCUUGGUGGCUGGUCAACAUCCAUUGAAGAGACAGCAGCUUCCUGUAUACGGUUCUUAGAGAACGCUGUUGAUGAUGGGUAGAUAAUCAGAUUUUAAAUGGUAAACUUUCAAUUACCUGUCAUUUGAUUUCUCACUUUUAAUUCCAAACAUCCUUAACCCUGACACUUGGCAAGCUUUUGGGCCACAAAAUAAUUUAAAAGUAAAAUGCAGUUAUGAAGAGAUUAAAAACAAAAUGCAUCCUAAGUCAAAUACCAAUGAUUUGGGUUGACGUUAAGAGCGUUAAAUCUGUUUCAGAUCCUCUGGGAGGCACAGGCCAUGGAAAAUUGUCUAUAUUCUAUAUUGUGCGUUCUGUAAAAUGGUGCAAAUUUGGUUAAAAUGAUCAUGAACAUUUUUAGGCUACAGAGGUGAAAUGUGUUCUGUUUGAAAUUUUAUAAAAUUUUCUGAAAUAAAAAAUGAUAAGUUGGCUGGUUGAUUAA
Molecule: messenger RNA, 2946 nt
Organism: Equus quagga
Lineage: Eukaryota; Metazoa; Chordata; Mammalia; Perissodactyla; Equidae
Gene: ACOT12
Product: acyl-CoA thioesterase 12
Exons: 15
Coding region: 899-2551 (550 amino acids)
Cellular component (GO): extracellular exosome
Molecular function (GO): lipid binding; acetyl-CoA hydrolase activity
Source: RefSeq, a predicted model, not a curated record